ACAGCUGAAACAAACAGACAAUAACGGAGAUAAUAACAGACACUAUCAGCAUCCAGCAGUAAUGCAGCCACCACCCAGGAAGGUGAAAGAAAGCCAGCAAGUGAAACUGGUGUUCUCAGAGCAGCUUAGCAAAUUACAGAACAAGCAACAUCAGGACACUGAACUUCUGGAGGAGAUAAGGUCCUUCAGCAAGCAACGAGCAGCCAUAGAGAAAGAAUAUGGUCAGGCUCUUCAGAGGUUAGCUGUCCAGUACCAGAAGAGAGACUGGCAAAGAGGAAACACAGAUGCUGUUGCUUCUGGCAGUGUGUUUGGUGUGUGGCGGUCUGUGGUAGAUGCCACAGCUCAGACUGCCGCAUCACGACUCGCUGCGGCAGAGGAGUAUCGCAGACUGAUUGGGCAAGUCUCCAGAAGCCUUCGCAAUUCAAAGGACGUCCGAGCGAAGAAAGGCCUGGAGCAGCUUCAGAGGGUACAGGGUGAAGUGGUGGAUUCUCUGCGUGAGCUGCACAGGAUCAAGAAGAACUACCACCAACUCAGUCACAUUGCCAGUGUUGCCAGAGAAAAAGCAGCUGAUGCACAGAGCAGAGCAAGGAGGAGCGAGCAUGGGAUUUUCCACUUUAAAAGCGGACUACAGAAAAUGACUGCUAAGCUCAGCGCCAGGUUGAAAGAGUGUGAUGACCGUUUGAAUGAGGUUCGCAACGAUUAUCUGCUGGCGUUAGCGGCCGUCAACACCCACCAACAACACUACUACACCAACGAGUUACCACGUAUUAUGGAGCUAAUGGACGGUGAUAUUUAUGACAAUCUGAGGAGCCACUUUACUCUGCUGUGUGGGACAGAGAUGGAUACCUGUCUGGCAGCACACAAACAGCACAGCAGGAUAUGGGACAGCGUGGCUAAGGUGACCAGAGACAGAAAUGUGCAGCAGUUUUUACAAGAGUCUGUUUCCUUCAGCAAAACAUCUGCAUUCAGCUUCCAGCCGGCUCCACGAGACAAGCUGUCUGUUCUGCAGGAGGUCUGUGCUGUAGAAGGGGAGGGCUGUCUGGUUAAGGAAGCCAAGAAAUGGGCUUCAAAAGCUGCUAAAGACUACAAGAUCAUCACCCAUGGAGAGAGGGCCUUGCAGACGCUGGAGAGUCGGUUGAAGCUGUUGUCGGGGGAGACGGGGCUCAGUGUGGAGCAGAAGAUAACAGAAGUGCAGGACAGCGUCAGGAAAGCCAGGCUCAGCAGGGUGAAGGCAGAGGCCCGUCUGGCUCUGUUGUCAGAGAGCGUCGCUGGAAUCGAACUGUGUCUCCAUAACGCCAUGAACCAGGCGGAGGAGGAGCUGGAGAGAGAGAGACGGCUCAGCGAACAGAGGAGGUCUACCGAGGACUUUUCAGAAGAAGAGUUCGAGCUGACCGACUUUGAGGACUACGAUGAUGAGAACGGAGACAUCUUCGCAGAUCCAGCCUCAACAUCUGGAGUGUGUGUUUACCCUGCAGCCUGCAGAGUGGUCUAUAGCUACCAGGCCAGCCAAUCAGAUGAGCUGUCAAUUUUGGAAGGAGAAGAGCUUCAAGUGAUCGAGGAUGGAGACAUGGAGGACUGGCUGAAGGUGUGUAACUCGUGUGGUCAGGUCGGGUAUGUUCCUGAGCGUUAUGUGCAGUUCUUGUGUCUACCAGCAGAGGACACUGUUCAACUGGACAGCUCUUUCAGCUCCACCCCAUCUGCAGGGAAUAAAGAAAGGGCAGGGAGCCGAGGUGUGGCACGAGCUCUGUACUCCUACCAGGGUCAGAGUGCAGAGGAGCUUUCCUUCCAGGAGGGGGCGCUGAUACACCUGAUGCGCUGUCGACAUGGAGAGGUGGAUGAUGGCUUUUGGGAAGGAGAGCUAAAUGGACGGAUUGGCGUCUUCCCAUCGUUGGUGGUAGAACUGGUCCAUGAGGAAGGGGACGAGGAGGAAAAGGAGGAGGAGGAGGAGCCUCUCCCAACUCCCACCAUGCCUCCCUUCUCUCCCCCCAUCCCAAUACCCUCAAACCAGGACAAACAGCAGGUCGCUCCCACAGGGCUGCCGAGGUUGCCAGACAACAGAAUGGACACUGCAGGCAGCAGCCACAACUCUCCAGAUCUGAGCAGCAGCAGACUCAGACCAUGUCGAGCACCGCCUCCUCCUCCAACACAGAGGCUUUCACCUCAGCCUUGA
Scomber scombrus (Atlantic mackerel) is the source of this 2170-nucleotide messenger RNA. Its product is annotated as F-BAR and double SH3 domains protein 1-like. The transcript is spliced from 21 exons. Bases 62 to 2170 code for a protein of 702 amino acids. Gene Ontology annotation, molecular function: protein binding. The record is from RefSeq and is a predicted model, not a curated record. Gene Ontology annotation, biological process: neuromuscular synaptic transmission; regulation of actin filament polymerization. Gene Ontology annotation, cellular component: recycling endosome; neuromuscular junction. NCBI's taxonomy places the organism in Eukaryota, Metazoa, Chordata, Actinopteri, Scombriformes, Scombridae.